Messenger RNA from Daphnia carinata, 1890 nucleotides. RefSeq names its product arylsulfatase B-like. Lineage: Eukaryota; Metazoa; Arthropoda; Branchiopoda; Diplostraca; Daphniidae. Gene Ontology annotation, molecular function: sulfuric ester hydrolase activity. The transcript is spliced from 11 exons. The record is from RefSeq and is a predicted model, not a curated record. Bases 64 to 1743 code for a protein of 559 amino acids.
UUUACAUUUUUUGAAGCGUGACGACAGAUAACACUAAAAAAAAAAUAGAUCCAUUAAUUAAUAAUGAAUCAUUUUCAAGCAUUUACUUUUUCAGUUCUCUUGUUGCCAGUUUGGGGUUUCACAGCUAAAAUCCAGCAACCCAAUUUAGUCUUCAUCUUAGCUGAUGAUUUUGGAUGGAAUGAUGUCAGUUUCCAUGGUUCCAAACAAAUACCAACUCCAAACUUGGAUGCCCUGGCAUUCUCAGGUCUAAUUUUACAAAACUACUAUGUAACUCCUCUCUGCACUCCAUCAAGGAGUGCUUUAAUGACUGGAAAGCAUCCAAUCCACACAGGAAUGCAGCAUGAUGUGCUUUAUGGAUUUUCAAGAUAUGGAUUACCACUGUCAGAAACCACUUUGCCUGACCAUCUGAAAUUACUUGGUUACAGGAAUCAUAUUGUCGGUAAAUGGCAUUUGGGUCACUACAAAAGUGUGUACACACCACUUCAGAGAGGAUUCGACUCCCAUUAUGGGUAUUGGACUGGACACCAAGACUAUUACGACCAUACGGCUGUCGAAUCGAAUGCUUGGGGUUACGAUAUGAGGAGAAAUAAUUCCGUGGAUUGGUCUGCGUACGGAAAAUACACGACUACAAUUUUGACAGACGAAGCUCGUGACGUAAUAACUAAACACGACGUUUCGAGCCCCCUGUUUCUCUACAUAGCCCAUCUCGCCGUUCAUUCGGCCAACCCAUAUUCGCCUUUGCAAGCGCCUGAAGAAACGGUAAAAAUGUUUUCUAAUAUAAAGGAUCUCCAACGCCGAAGAUAUGCAGCCAUGGUACACGAAUUGGACGUUUCCGUUGGUAAGAUUGUAAAAGCCCUCGGAGAUAAAAAUAUGUUGCAGAAUACAGUCAUCGUCUUUAGCUCAGACAACGGUGGUCCCGCUGCAGGCUUUAACCAAAACGCCGCGUCCAAUUGGCCUUUAAAAGGGGUUAAAAAUACUCCUUGGGAAGGAGGAGUCCGGGCUGCUGGUCUAGUAUGGUCUCCUUUGAUUCCAUCCCCGCGACGAGGCCAAGUGAUGUCCAAUCUGAUGGACAUAUCCGACUGGCUCCCAACACUUUAUGAAGCCGGAGGUGGCAAUGUGGCGACUCUAAAAGGAUUGGAUGGCGUAAGUCAUUGGGGUACAAUCCUAUAUGACAAGCCAUCUGCGCGUCAUCACGUACUUCAUAACAUUGAUGACCAACUUGGAUACGCUGCCAUUAGGAAAAAAAAUUGGAAACUAGUCAAAGGAACCACUUACGAUGGUUCUUGGGAUGGCUGGUAUGGGCCAUCGGGGAGGACGAACGAUAGCUGUAUGCAUUCUUUUCAUAGCAUCGACGACGCUAGCCCGAUCGAAAAGAAACAAUUACUGAAAAGUGAUGCUGGCCGCUAUGUUUCAAGGCUAGGAAUGUCUAUGACAAAUAAUCUUAAUCAGCUUCUUGAAGAUGCUGAAAUUAAAUGCGGUGAGAGACCGGUCGAUGCGCACCCUUGUUUACCGUUGGAUGCUCCUUGCCUUUUCGAUAUCGAUCAAGACCCUUGCGAGUACAAUAAUUUAGCGGAAAAACUGCCUGACAUUGCCAACGACUUGCUCGAACUACUAAACUGGUAUAAUUCAACAGCGGUCGCCCCCCUUAACACAUUGCCAGAUCCUAUGUCUAACCCGAAGUACUGGAACUAUACGUUUACAAAUUGGGCGGACUUUGAACAGACAUGGAACGUGUUAUUCUAAUAUCUCCCCAACUACUUUCUCUUAAUCGCUUUCAACACAAAUACUUUGACCAAUUGACCCAGUUGAUAUUCUUCUAGGACCCUUGAUUAAGACCUUGAGGUGUAAAGAAGAAAAGCGAAUGUCGAAUUAGAAGAUAUAAAGCAUUUA